UGAUCCGGGUAUGUCCACUCAACGGAUGGUAUUACACAGUGGGGCAGAGAUUGUGACACUCCUGGGGGUGGCCGGUACAGCGGAAUUUUCAGUAUCGCAACAAGCAUCCGUUGCCUGGACAAUGGUGGCACAAUCCGGUUAUGUGGCCCGAGCGGAUGUCUGCAGUGUUUCAAGGGAGGGGGAUGCAGACAUUGUGCUUCAAAAUGGCUGUAGUAACGAAGAGGGAAGGAUGAGCGACUUCCAGUACACAGGGAUGGAGAACAGUGGCAGGAAGUACACCAUGCAGCUGGUCCCCAAAGCCUUUGAAUCUGGAUCAGAGGAGGUGUCCAUUUUGUGUUCUGUACGCCAGUGCCCGCUAGCUGACACCGGCGACUGUGAUUUUGAAUGCGGUGAAAACACAAGACGUCAGCGACGAAGUGCUUUUGGUGUGGAGUCGUUUGUGGCAAUCCUAAAACUACGCUUCAACAAGUCGCAAGCUGAUGGGACAAUCAUGACCACAGGAAGGAUGCAACCUAAUGUCGAAACCAUAGACUUCCUGUCUGCAGGGUCGCCAAUCUGCAGAGUUUCCAUUAGCGCUCUUUGGAUUUUGUCUUCCAUUCUCAUUAUGUGCCAAGUUGGUUGAAAAGAAGUGCAAGGAAAUGUGAGAGUCAAAUGUAUUUGAACAAUACAAAAAUGCUGGUCUGUCGUAGACCCUCAUUGUAAACAAGUUGAUCCCUUUGAAUAUGAACCAAGCAAUGUGCACCAUCCAUGUGAAUACCAGAAUGCGUAAGUAACCGAACUUACAAGGGCAAGUAAGCGCCCAAAACUGGUGGCAGUGCCUUUAUAGACAGUGUCUUUGAUAAACACUGUGUUGAUCUCAGGCUGUCAGGAAUCCUGAUGAAAUAGGAACCACGGUGGAUGUGAUCCUGAAUUCUUUUGUUUUGAACAUUUAAUGUCUUUUUAUAACUACACUUGUUUUAUCCUUUUUUUUCAACGGUGUAUAUAGUGCUUAAGUUCAAUUUACUAACUGAACCAGUAACUUUCAAAAUAUGUGGCAUUAUUAAUUUUUCAAAAUAUGUGGUUUUAUUUAUUUAAUGAGUUUUAUCAAAUUGGUUAUACAUUGUAUAAAAAUAAGUCACAUAUUUUGAAAUUUAUAUUUAAUGCUCUUGAUAAUAUGCAUAGUAAUUUGUUUUAAAUUCAAGAAUCUGAUUUUAAUACAAAAUUUUUUUUGAACCCCUUUUCACUGCGGGAAAUCAUUGGAGCCCUAACAUUUUGUAAUGCUUUGAAAAAGCCCCAAAGCAUCUUCUGUUGCAGUGCCAGUGAGUGGAAAAUGGACGUAGACAGUGAGUAUGGUUUCUUGUGUUUCAUUUUUAGAGGUUUAUACAAGUAAAAUGAAAAAUCAAGUUAUGUAUUUCCACAUGGGAUUGACUAUUAUGUGUUAAAUGUCAAAGUUCUGAACAAAAAUCAAGAUUUGAUCGUCUACAACUUGCAUACCUUGCUAGUAUUUAAUGUUGACAAUGUAAUGUCUUAAUUUUCACGAAAAGUGAUAUA
Messenger RNA from Mya arenaria, 1530 nucleotides. RefSeq lists its product as uncharacterized. The transcript is spliced from 5 exons. Bases 11 to 622 code for a protein of 203 amino acids. The record is from RefSeq and is a predicted model, not a curated record. Lineage: Eukaryota; Metazoa; Mollusca; Bivalvia; Myida; Myidae.